AUGCUCACGCGGUUCUCCAGCGCUGUCCAGACGGCCGUGUCCGGCGCAGCGUCCGCCGCCGUGUCCGGCGCCCAGAACCUCCAAGGCCUCCUCAGUGAAGAGUACCUCAAGCACUACGAGACGCCGCGGGACUGCACGGCGUCCGGCGGCCACGAGCUCCUGUGGAAGAUCUUCCCCGCCGUCCACCGCAAGACCAACCACGAGUACAGUGUCUUUCUAUUCGACAAGGAAGAGCUGAAGCGGUUCAAGACUAAAGUGGCUCAAGACCGAGUGCUGGAGAUCCUGCGGCAGGAGAUGAAGACGCUCCGGGUGCUGCGCCACCCGCACGUGCUCAAGGUCGAGGAGGUCUUUGAAGAGAGUCGACGCUCGCUCUGCUUUGUGACGGAGCGCGUCACGUGCUCGUUGGCUAAUGCCUGCAAGAACUUUACUAACAUCUUGAACGUGACGCCAGAGGUGCUGGAGAUUGGCUUGACGGAGUUUGAGCUCGCCUGUGGCCUCAUGCACGUGGGCGAAGCGCUGAGCUUUUUGCACCGGGAAGGACGUCGCGUGCAUUUAAGUUUGGGACCGCAGAGUGUCUUUAUUACACCCAAAGGAGAGUGGAAGCUUGGGGGGAUGGGCUUUUGUCGGGUUGUCGAGCCUGGGCACACGUCAAGAAGUGAAUAUUACGGCGGUGAUGCGUCGACGGGAGUGAGGAAUUCCGUGACGGGGGUUCUGGAAGGAAGCUGGGAACCCUUGCUUGAGUACUGUGCGCCGGAAUUGGUCACGGAACCAAGACAGUUUGAUAGCAAAGCCGACAUGUUUGCACUCGGUUUGCUGGUCUAUGAACUUUUUGUACCGCCACGUGCAGAUGGAGGACGCAAUCCUGUGCUGGAUGUGCACGAUGGAAACAAGAUGACACACGGAUACAAGGUGCAGUCGCUUCAUCCGAUUGCAUUUCCACCCUCGGUCCCGAUGGCGUUGCAGAACACAAUCCGUUCGCUGCUAUCGUUGGACCCUACGAAACGUCCGGAAGCUCGUGCAUUUCUAGCAUCACCAUUCUUCGACUCGGGUCCGAUCAAGACGCUUCGGACGUUGCAAAGCUUGGUCGAGCUAGAGCCAGCGGCUCAGGCAAAAUUUCUGACAGCGCUACCUGAAGCGAUCGAUGGCUUUUCGCCGCGUGUGCUCCGUGACAUGGUGAUCCCAGGCCUUCACUCAGUGGUGAUCAAUAAGGCUGUGUCUCCAUUUGUGAUCACGCCGCUACUCAAGAUCGUAGCCAAGGUCGACAAGCAAACUUUCGCGCACUCGAUUGCACCAAUGAUGGUCCCGCUGCUGGCCAUCACGGAGCCUGUCCAGUGCAUGCUGAUGUUUGUGUCAGAACUAGAGACGCUCAUCCCAAAGGCAGAGGACGGCUACAUUCGUGACCACAUUGUUCCUAUGCUGUGCCGUGCGCUUGAUAGCACAGUGCCCGAAAUUCUUGAUACGGUGCUCAACAAAAUCGUGGAUCAGGCGAGUUUGUUCGAGUACCGCAUUCUGAAGCAAGUGAUUCUGCCGCGGGUGAAUAAGGUCAUUCUUUCUCCACCGCAGCCGUCUGUGCGGAUCAAUGCAUUGCUCUGGCUGGCAAAGUCAUUUCACGUGUUCGAUAAGGAUCUGCUCAUUGAAAGCGUCCUGCCUACCCUUCAGCUCACUCUUCAAGCAGACAAGACACCAGCUGCAUGCAUGUGCAUUCUCGGGUGCUAUGACAACCUCGGAAAACACCUUGGUCCGGAGUUUGCUGCAACUCUAAUAAUUCCUGCAGUAGCGCCACUGUUAUGGGAACAGAGUUUGAAUAAUGCGCAGUUUGACAUGGUGUGCGAGAAGAUCCAAGAUAUGCUCAAGGCCGUGAUCAGCGAACGUGACAAGUCGUUCACAUCUCAAAGCUCUGUCCACAGCGUGGCAACAGGUAUCACUGCAGCUUCGGGUAUGUCAGGUGCUAUUCGUGCUGCAGAGGCGUCGAAGGAGCGGGUGUCAGGUGUUGCAGCAGCGAACAAGUUGCUGUCCGAAGAGUAUGUUGCAAAGAAGGCGCAGCCAGAGGCCAGUAAUCAGAAGCCCGAGCGAUACUCGGACGAUCCGUUUUAUUUGGGCAAGUCGAGCCCAUCUUCUAGCAGCAGCAGGACUAUGAGUACUGGAGCAGAGCGACGUGCCUCGGGUGGCCGCCGUGAGUCACUAGCCGAGCAUGCAGAACCGUCCACAACACGCCGCCGAGCAAGCAAGAAGGGAAACACACGGUCGAAUCGCCGUGCAAUAAAGAAGGACGAUGGAAACGCCGAUUUACUUUCCAUCGACUCGACUUCUGUCAAGUCGUCAAGCACGCCCAACGACCUUCUUGACACAGGAAGUCUGCUGACCGCCCUGCCUCCUGCACCCGUUCCUGCACAGGGUUCUAUAGGUGUUGGUGGCGGUAUGUUUAACGGCAUGAGCGUGUCUUCAAGCAGUGGUGUAGAGUCAGUGGUGCCAGCAUACGCGAGCCAGACUACUUUUGGCAUGCAGCCUCACGUAAUGAGUUUGCAGCAAGGCAUGGUACCCUACGGCCAAAGUAUAAGUACUGGAGCGAUGGCACAAUCACCGUACCAGAGCAAUCCAGGCAUGUCGCAAAUGACCCCAUACGGCAUGCAACAACAAGACCCCCAUAGCAGCGGCGGCUCCGAUCAAACCAACAUGGGGCUUGCCGGACCCGGACAGAUGCUGCAGAUCCAAGCCGCCCCUAGUUACAGUCAAUACGUACAACCGCCACAGCAAAGCGGGGACAAGUUUAGCGCCUUCGACGGGUUGUAA
Molecule: messenger RNA, 2790 nt
Organism: Peronospora matthiolae
Lineage: Eukaryota; Oomycota; Peronosporomycetes; Peronosporales; Peronosporaceae
Source: the annotation of a GenBank genome assembly